Centropristis striata (black sea bass) is the source of this 2339-nucleotide messenger RNA. It is a transcript of the gene cacng8b, whose product is annotated as calcium channel, voltage-dependent, gamma subunit 8b. Gene Ontology annotation, molecular function: channel regulator activity; voltage-gated calcium channel activity. Gene Ontology annotation, biological process: regulation of AMPA receptor activity; positive regulation of synaptic transmission, glutamatergic; calcium ion transport. The coding region runs from base 662 to 1906 and encodes 414 amino acids. Gene Ontology annotation, cellular component: postsynaptic density membrane; AMPA glutamate receptor complex. The record is from RefSeq and is a predicted model, not a curated record. NCBI's taxonomy places the organism in Eukaryota, Metazoa, Chordata, Actinopteri, Perciformes, Serranidae. The transcript is spliced from 6 exons.
CGUCCAACCGGAGGGGAGGGGGGAGACGCAUUCUCCCCGAGUACACACAAGCAGCGGCCACAUCCACUGUAGACAAAUCCGUGUUCAGUGACGUGUUUUGUAUUAGCCUUUUUUUUAAUGCAUGUUCAACCCUUUUCCAUCUCUGGCUGAUUUAAAUUUAACCAGGAAUUGCAGUCCCUCGCGUGCUUCUUAUUUCAUCAACUCUUAUCAUCCCCCCUUUUCUAUUUAUUUAUUUUUUGCCUCGAUAGACCCGUUAUUCAGCCCAUCCACCGUCCACCCCCUAUCUUCUUUUUCCCUCCAUCUCCUUCUCUCUGGGAGUGCGACGCGCUGCGAAUCUCCUGAAAUAAAAAAUAAAUACAGCAGCUGCAGAGCAGUGACCAUGGUGCAAGUUUUCUGCUAACAGAGGACGGACGGAGAGCGGGACGAGCGUCCAAGCCACAACCUCCACCAGCGGCAGCUUUCCAGUGAGAAAGGAAGAAAGACAGAGAGAGAACAAGAGAAAGAGGCAAAAAAGAGUGGGAACGUGAGCACGAAGGAGAGAGGGGCGCGGGUGAAAACAGUCGAUGGAUGCUGUCCGGAUUGAGGGGACAGCACGUUCUUCACUGACGAGGAAAAGAAAGAUUUCAAAAUUGAGUCGAAGGAUAGAAACUCGCCGUCAGGCAUGGUGUGUGAGAAGGGGAUCCAGAUCCUCCUCACCACCGUGGGGGCAUUCGCUGCCUUCGGCCUGAUGACGGUGGCAAUAGGGACGGACUACUGGCUGUACUCCCGUGCCCUCAUCUGCAACAGCACAGCCAACGUUACCCAGGAUGACCCCCACAACAAGGACAAGAAGGAUCCUGGGGCGCUCACCCACUCUGGACUGUGGAGGAUAUGCUGCCUGGAAGGAGUAAAGCGAGGAGUGUGUUCUCAGAUCAACCACUUCCCAGAAGAUGCAGACUUUGACCAUGACGGGGCAGAGUACGUCCUACGGGUAGUCAGGGCUUCCAACAUCUUCCCCAUCCUCAGUGCCAUCCUGCUGCUGAUGGGAGGCAUGUGCAUCGCUGCUAGUCGUUUCUAUAAGAGCAAAAGGAACAUCAUCCUCGGGGCGGGAAUCCUCUUUGUGGCUGCAGGUCUGAGUAAUAUAAUUGGUGUGAUCGUGUACAUCUCGGCUGCACUGGGGGACAUCUCUCCUAAGAAGGACGAGGAUAAGAAGUGGCAGUACUCCUACGGUUGGUCCUUUUACUUUGGAGGCCUGUCCUUCAUCAUGGCCGAGAUGGUGGGGGUGCUGGCUGUCAACAUCUACAUCGAGAAGAACAAGGAGCUGCGCUGCCGCUCUCGCACCGACAUUUUCAAGAGCACCACGCACGCGAUGCUCCGCCUGCCCAGCUACCGCUUCCGCCGCCGCUCCCGCUCUUCGUCCCGCUCCACCGACCCCUCCCGCUCCCGAGACCCCUCACCUGUAGGAGGAGGUGGAGGCAAGAACUUCGGCCUGCCCCCGUCUGCGCUGCUUUCCCAGGGCCCCAUCUCAGUAUCCACUUUACCAAACCCCCACUCUCGCUCCCACACCGCCCUGGCAGGAGGCGACAUCUCUCUCUACACGUUGUCCCGUGACCCCAAACUGGGGGGGUUACCGCCCAUGUAUGGAACGGUGGACAGGGCCACGCUCUACCAGCUCCACAACUGCUUCCCAAAGGAUGGAGGGGGAGGGGGGGUCAUGAUGAGUGGUACACUUCCCUCGCUUAAGUCCCACAACCCUUCCAAUUCUUCCAACUCCAACGCGCCCAUGCCCAACUCGGUGGGCUCGGGCCCUCCGCCCUUCACCUCGUCCACAGUAGACAGGGAGCGAGGGAUGGGGACUCUGGACAGGCUGAAGGGAGACAGGGAGAGCAACUCUAACACCCUCAAUAGGAAGACAACGCCUGUGUAGAGAAAGGGUGUGAGAGGAGGAAGGGAGAGAAGGAGGAUGGGUAGUAAAGAAAGAGGGGAGAUAGAAGAGCUUUGUGUCCGUGUGGCUCAACAGGAAAUAGAUAGACCGACAGGUGAAAUACUAAAUCUCUCCCUCCAUGUUCACUGUUAUUUAGUCUGCUCAAACUCACUGAGAACAAAAAGAAGAUGAGUAAUAACAGAGUGAUAAUAACAACAACAAUGAACUUUCACAAUAAAACUAUUUUGAUAUUUUAACGUGCUAGAAAUGAUUUAUUUUGUUAAUGAUCAAACGCAAUUAACCUUGGGCUAUUAUGAAAAUGUUUCACAUAUUUUUUUGUGCAAUAUUUACUGCUAAUUAACCAGAUCAUCAUUAAUGUAAAAUUGUUGUUGUGAUUAUUCUUAGCGUUAUUACAGGCUAGCAGUAUUUGCAAACA